AUGUUGAUAUCACUCCAAAAUGAAUGUGGGACAGUUUCACUUGCGAAAGAGUAUGAUGGAUUUCAGCUGGAAGGUGAGCUGUGCAAGUCUUAUUGUCUGAAGAAGCAGGUAGUGUCAUUUAUAUGGGCUGUUUGCAGGAGUAUCAUUCCUCAGGAUUUACUUGGAACUACUUCUAAUUGGAGAAUUUUAAGGAAGCACAUCUCCAGGUUUGUUCACCUUCGAAGAUUUGAGAGAUUCUCUCUAAAGCAAUGUAUGCAUAAAUUGAAAAUAUCAGGGUUCCCUUUACUAUCAAAUAAGCACUCUUCAUGCAAUUCGGGCAAUCAUGUGAUGAGACAAGCAAAAGGACAGAGUGCAAAUACGUAUGACGGAUGGAGCAGUAUCAGUUUUUCUUCAGAUACUAUGAAGCAUAAGGUUUUAGAAAGCUGGAUCUUUUGGUUCUUUUCAAGUCUAGUAGUGCCAUUGGUGCAAGCAAACUUUUAUGUCACUGAAAGUGAGCAUGGGAAACAAGAGGUUUUUUACUAUCGGAAGUCAAUUUGGGAGAAGUUGAUGAGCCGAGCCAUCACUUGCUUGAAAAAUCAGAGCUAUUGUUUACUAGAUGGUGAAUCUCUUAGAAAAAUUAUUGGCAAAAGAUCAUUUGGUUUCUCGAGAGUCAGAUUUCGUCCAAAAGAAAAUGGGGUAAGGGCACUAGCAAAUCUCAAAGCAUCAUCAAGAAUACCGGCAAAGCAACCCUCUUUUAGAGUUCAAUCUUGUGGGCUGCAAGGAAAAGUUUCCUUGCAUCCAAAAAGUGUUAAAUAUGACAAUUUUAGGUCUGUGAAUGGCGUACUUCGCGAUUUGCAUGUUGUCCUAAAAGGUAUACAAUUGAAAGAACCAGAGAAGUUAGGUUCAUCAGUAUUCGACUAUAAUGAUGUCUUUAGAAAGCUGCACCCUUUCUUAUCGGUUUUGAAGAGCAGAUCGGGCACCAUGCCUGGUGUUUUCAUUGUCGUCUCUGAUGUAUCAAAAGCUUUUGACUCUAUUAAUCAGGAUAAGCUGCUUACUGUGAUGAAAGAUGUGGCACUGAAAGAUGGAUAUCUUCUUAAAAAGUCUCAUCAAGUUGUCUGUGCUGAAAAAUCUUUAUGGGUUCAUCAGAAUCUAAUAUUAGGGCAUCAAGAUAUUAGCACUGGGCUUUCAAAUUUGACAUCUGCUAUUCCUGCUCAUUCACGGCAUAGCAUCCUUGUUGAUCAGGAGUGGAGCAGAACUAUUAGGAAGGAAGAGAUCCACUUCUAUUUACGUGAGCAUGUGAAGGGCAAUGUCCUGCAAGUAGAUAAAAAAUUUUACUUGCAAAGCGUUGGUAUACCCCAAGGAAGUGUUUUGUCUUCUCUGCUUUGCUCACUUUACUAUGGACAUCUGGAUAAGAAUGUCAUCUUUCCAUUUCUUGAGAAGUCUUGUGGAUCUGCUGCCGCUGAAGAUUUAUCAGGGAGACCUAAUCGUCAUGAUUGUUUUUCUGCAUUGGACAGUGGUGAGGAUGAAAUCAUGUCAUCAGCCCCUAAAUAUAUGCUGCUUAGGUUUAUUGAUGACUUGCUUUUUAUAUCGACCUCAAAAAAGCAGGCUGCGUCCUUCUUCUCAAGGUUACAAAGAGGAUUCCGCGAAUACAACUGCUACAUGAAUCAGGAAAAGUUUGGCCUGAAUUUUGAUAUUGAGCAGAUAUCAGGGGAUACAAGAAAAAGGGUAUAUGUGGUUGAAGACGGCAACUCGUUUCUUCGAUGGAGUGGUUUGUUUAUCAACUGCUGUACUUUAGAAGUUCAGGCGGACUACACAAGGUUUCCUUCAUUGUUUUGA
Molecule: messenger RNA, 1815 nt
Organism: Ilex paraguariensis (yerba mate)
Lineage: Eukaryota; Viridiplantae; Streptophyta; Magnoliopsida; Aquifoliales; Aquifoliaceae
Source: the annotation of a GenBank genome assembly